Messenger RNA from Nematostella vectensis (starlet sea anemone), 3607 nucleotides. Its product is annotated as epsin-2. Gene Ontology annotation, cellular component: clathrin vesicle coat; plasma membrane; endosome. The transcript is spliced from 2 exons. Gene Ontology annotation, molecular function: clathrin binding; phospholipid binding. The coding region runs from base 152 to 1774 and encodes 540 amino acids. The record is from RefSeq and is a predicted model, not a curated record. Gene Ontology annotation, biological process: endocytosis. Lineage: Eukaryota; Metazoa; Cnidaria; Anthozoa; Actiniaria; Edwardsiidae.
UGUUCGCGGGGGGUCGCGGGAUGCUAUAUGUCUUAGGCGUUGUUCGCCAUCUUGGUUUGACGGUUUUUAGCAUUGAUUUGAAGCCAUUACAGCUUGUGAAAUACUUUAAAUUCUCUUGACACAUAUUGGAGCAUACUUAUUGAAGACGAAAAUGUCGAUAAGACGGCAACUGAAAAACGUUGUGAACAAUUAUUCGAACUCCGAAGUGAAAGUACGCGAAGCGACUUCGAAUGACCCAUGGGGGCCAUCGAGCUCUCUCAUGUCCGAAAUUGCUGAUGCGACAUACAAUGUCGUAGCGUUUUCCGAAAUAAUGGCUAUGAUUUGGAGAAGGCUGAACGACCAUGGAAAGAACUGGAGGCAUGUUUACAAAUCGCUGGUGCUUCUUGAUUAUAUUAUCAAAACUGGGUCCGAACGCGUCGCACAACAAUGCAGGGAAAACAUAUUUGUCAUACAAACUCUAAAAGACUUCCAAUUUAUCGACAAAGACGGAAAAGACCAAGGUAUGAACGUAAGGGAAAAAGCAAAACAACUUGUGGCAUUGUUAAAAGACGAGGAACGACUUAAGAGUGAAAGACAACGGGCAUUAAAAGCCAAGGAAAGAUUCGCUCAAGCUAGCUCUGGCAUUGGUAGUGAUUCAGUUCGAAGCGGGCAGACGACGCUAGGUUCCGGUGGCAGUCUGACAGAUAUGAGAACCGCAGGAGCUGACGGAGGGGCUCUGCCUACGAGCAGAUCAUGGGAACCAGAGAGAAAGGUCACUAAUACAGAAAUAGAGCAUUGUAGACCAUCCAAUGCCAAUGAGGAGGAGUUACAGCUGCAACUUGCCUUGGCACUCAGCAAACAGGAGGCUGAGGAGCACAAGGAGUUAGAUAAGAGAGAAGAUGAGAGACUACGCUUGGCGUUGAACCAGAGUCAGACAGAUUCAUCCGUGCCCGGAUAUCAAACAGAGCAGGAUGGAUUUGGCGUCGAUGCUUGGGGGGCUCCCAUUUCACAAGCCCCUUCUCAGCAACCAGUGUCUGACCCCUGGGCUGGUGGUGCACAGGCAGCAGUGCCUCCAGAUCCCUGGGGUGGUUCCAUGCCGCCUGUGCCAGCAGCAGAUCCUUGGGGUGGCAUUGGGGUCUCAACUGCUGCACCCAUUUCAUCCGCACCUAUAGUGUCAUCAACUCCUCCAGUAGCUGACCCUUGGGGUGCUCCCCAAGCUGCAGCCCCUGUCGCCGCCGACCCUUGGGGAGCCCCAGCCCAUGUCAGUAGUGCUGGGAGUAACCCAUGGUCAUCCACCAAUGGCCAGUCUAUAAUAGCACCUGCAGUAUCUAUAAGUGACCCAUUUGAUCCAUUUGGGCAGCCAGCGCCUGCACCUUCUAGUUCCGGCGACCUUUUCAUGACACCAAGCCCAGUAGGAGCUCAUCCAAUGCAGCCUGCCUCAGACCCCUUCAGUAUGAGUGAUGUAGGUCAGUCCCUUCCCUCACAACAGCAGAAGAAGCCGGACGACUUCCUUGGUGGUCUUCAAGGGCUAGUGGAUCUUGACAGCCUUGCAACGAAAUCACAUUCAGAACCAAACCCAUUUUUACCAUCUGUGAGUGACUCUAGUAAAACUAAGAACCCAUUUAUGCAGGACAAACCUCAGAAGCCAACAUUGAAUCAGUUGCGCUUGCAAGGACCAGAAGUUGGUGCAGCAGCGGGACCUGCAUAUUCCGGGGGAGACAUACUGUUGCCAGCUCCCCUGAUACCCAAUACUUCUACAGCCAGCCAACAAGCUGUGAACAACCCAUUUCUAUAGGGCAUCAAAGAUGUGCUAUUAUGAUGCUGGGCUUAACACCAUUUAAGUGGGCAGGGCACUGAGAACAACUGCUAGAGGACCCCUGUGCUGGUCCACAGGACAGGCUUAUGUCCAUUACUGGGCUUCUUUGUCCUUAUACAGCAAACCUUGUAUAGUAACAAAACAUGUUUCCUGGGACAUCAACCUCAAGACAGAACACAGGGUUUGAUUUUACCUGGCUUAGUCUAGGUAACCUCAAAUGUGCUCAGCAUUAGCUAGCAAAGGCCAUCCACCCUUUACUUGUCCUGUUUUCAAAAAUAGGCUCCUUUGCUUCUUCAUUUCUACUUGAAUUUUAUAAAGUUAGCAAAAAUGUUUAAAUAGCACCCUGGGAUACUAGCAGUGUUUUGGUCUACUUGCGUUUUGUUUAUCACCUUUAAUUGUAAAAGUCAAGGAUGUUUUAUGUCAAAACCAGGAGAUUUUGGCUUAAGACAUACCUAACUGGGUAUACCACCAGCUGGUAAAUUUUGAUUUAAAUCUGGGGAACUACGCGUGAAGGCCAAAGUCGAGGAGAGUUGACAUCCUUGUGGACAGAAGGGGACUCCACAUUGUAAAUAUAUUAUGAAAGGUAAUAUAUCUCAACUGGCGUAAAAUAAUGCCAUAAAAAUUUUCUGAAAGCUAGAUUGUGGAUUUAAUAGAAUGCUGUGAUGGAAACGCCUUAACUCUAAAUUCUUGCGGUUCCUCAUUGAAAGUAGGGAACUGUUGGCAGUCACAGUUGACUCUCAAAUUUUUUCUGCGAGGGGAGUUCAACAAUUUUUUGUAACAAAAUAAGAUGGUCAAGGGUGCAAACUUUUAGGCCUAUGUCUAAAGUAGCCCAUGUAAAUUCAUGUGUCUUACAAACUUAAAGAACACCCUGCGACCUGCAACCUUUAUAACUGUAUCAAUAUCGACCUAUAUGCCUAGACCAAGCAGUAGCCAGUGUUUUGAAUGUUGCUGCUUGGAUGGGCCAGGAUGGAGGAGUUUAAAUAAAUACUGAUUUUUUUUAGAUGUUUGUUUAACUAUGAUAUUGUUCGUAGUAGAACGUAGAGUUAGAAGCAGCUGCAACAUUUUGGUCCAGAUUUUUGUGGGGAGUUGACUGUGACAUGAAUAUUUUAUUACGGUGUUUUUCCACUGCUGUCUGUAUGUAAAAUUCAAGGGUCCAGUCCUAUUUAGUGCUAGUCCCUUGAAUUUCGAACCACGAUCUAUGCUCUCAAAUUAGACAGUAAAAUGGAGGUAAUAGUUUCACAAGAAGCUAUUAGCAAAAUUAGUUAAAGUAAAUUAAGUGUUCUUACUGUAGGGUUAGACUGGGUGGUAUUGAUGUUAUCACACCACAAAAAGGCUAGAAGAAGUCUUAGUGCAACUGGCCUUCUGCAGCCAGAGUUCCCUGUUCUAACACUUUUUGAUGUGAUAUGGUACUAUACUAUUGAACCUGUUGGCUUGUAAAAAGAAAGCUUUAAGUGAUGUGAAGUGACCGUCCUACCUUUGCUGCUGUGGUCACUUUAUAAAGAACCAAGGGCCAAAGCAUAUGGACAAGGCCUGAGAAAGAUUAGGGGAAAGAUUGGACUUGUCCAGGGACGAGGUUAGGGAAAGGAGAAGUGUGUGAGAAGUGAAGGAAAAGUUUUCUUUCCCUACAUACUCCCAAACUGCACCCCUGCCCCACCUUGCUCGUUUUUAUCCCAAUUAUUUAAACUUAAAACUAGAGUGCACCAACUAUAUCUCAGAUUUUUUGUGCAUUUGUGUGGCUGUCAAGUAGUUCAAUUAUCUCAUUUAUACUGUAUAUAGAAUGACAAGUUAACAAAUAAAGUAUAAAACAAGCUG